Messenger RNA from Belonocnema kinseyi, 489 nucleotides. RefSeq names its product 52 kDa repressor of the inhibitor of the protein kinase-like. The record is from RefSeq and is a predicted model, not a curated record. The coding region runs from base 1 to 489 and encodes 162 amino acids. The transcript is spliced from 2 exons. Lineage: Eukaryota; Metazoa; Arthropoda; Insecta; Hymenoptera; Cynipidae.
AUGGAUUUAACAAUUGGAAACAUGCUGAUGUACCUUUGGCAGGGCAUUAAAAUGGAUUCCUUGCGUUAUCUCAAGAUUGCUCAACAUGUCAACAAGUAUGGGAAUCCAGGAAAAGGCAAUACUUCAUACCGAUUCACAUAUGAUGAAAUCAUAACACUCAUAGGAUCUGCAGUACAAGAAAAAAUCAUUCAAGAAGUCAAAGGAGCCCAAUAUUAUUCAAUGAUCAUUGAUUCGACUCUAGAUAUAUCACACAUAGACGAACUGAGUAUUGGCGUAAGAUAUGUUAAUCCUUUUGGACAGUCUGCUGAACGAUUUCUGGCGUUUGUACCCAUUUUUAGCCACAAAGAUGUAUCUCUGGAAGAAGCUAUUAUGAUACAACUUGAAAACUGGGGUUUGGAUAUAAAAGAAUGUCGAGGACAAUUCUACGGCAGGGCUUCUAAUAAGUCUGGCAUCUACUGUCCGUGUAGAAAUUUCCCCGGUUGGCCCUAA